GUACUUCUUAGUGAUGAAAUUAUUGCAAAUGGUUUCCAUUCCUGUGAGAGUGAUGAAGAUGACAGAGCCUCUCAUGCGAGCUCUAGCGACUGGACUCCGAGGCCACGUAUAGGACCCUACACUUUUGUCCAGCAACAUCUCAUGAUAGGAACAGAUCCACGUGCAAUUCUGAAAGACUUGUUGCCAGAAACUAUUCCUCCCCCUGAACUGGAUGAUAUGACAUUGUGGCAAAUAGUUAUUAAUAUUCUAUCUGAACCUCCUAAAAGAAAAAAGCGGAAGGAUAUUAAUACUAUGGAGGAUGCUGUGAAACUCCUGCAAGAAUGCAAAAAAAUAAUUGUUUUAACUGGAGCUGGGGUAUCUGUUUCUUGUGGAAUUCCUGACUUCCGAUCUAGAGAUGGUAUCUAUGCACGCCUUGCAGUUGAUUUCCCUGAUCUUCCAGAUCCUCAAGCCAUGUUUGACAUUGAAUAUUUCCGAAAAGAUCCAAGGCCAUUUUUUAAGUUUGCAAAGGAAAUAUAUCCUGGACAGUUUCAGCCAUCUCUCUGUCAUAAAUUUAUAGCGCUGAUGGACAAAGAAAGAAAACUACUUCGCAAUUAUACUCAGAAUAUAGAUACACUGGAACAAGUUGCAGGAAUUCAAAGGAUAAUCCAAUGUCAUGGCUCCUUUGCAACAGCUUCUUGCCUAAUCUGUAAAUACAAGGUUGAUUGUGAAGUUGUUCGUGAAGACAUUUUUAAUCAGGUUGUUCCUAGGUGCCCCAGGUGUCCACCCGAUGAACCCCUCGCCAUCAUGAAGCCAGAAAUAGUGUUCUUUGGUGAAAAUCUACCUGAGCAGUUUCAUAGGGCCAUGAAAUAUGACAAAGAUGAGGUUGAUCUUCUUAUUGUUAUUGGGUCUUCACUUAAAGUAAGACCUGUAGCAUUGAUUCCAAGUUCCAUCCCCCAUGAAGUGCCUCAGAUUUUAAUUAAUAGGGAACCAUUGCCUCAUCUACACUUCGAUGUGGAACUUCUUGGUGACUGUGAUGUAAUUAUCAAUGAAUUAUGUCAUAGGAUGGGUGGCGAAUAUACAAAACUUUGUAACAGCUUGGUCAAACUUUCAGAAAUAACCGAGAAACCUCCACGAGUGCACAAGGAACUUGAAAAACACUUAGCUGAGUUACCACCAACUCCUCUUAACAUUUCUGAAUAUUCUAGUUCACCUGACAGAAUGGCACCACAGGAUUCUCGGGUGGUACACUCAGAGCACUCCUUUGAAUAUAAAGCAGGAAAUUCUGAUGUUGCCUUGGUGCCUAAAGAGAACUGUGUAGAAGGGAAAACACAUGAAGUUCAAAAUUCUUUAGAAAACGCAGAAAGUCUUACUGACCAGUUAGAAAACCCAGAACAUGUAAAAGAAAAUGGAUCUAACCAAAGUGAAAACAAGGAAAGAGUUUUAUCUGUUGAAACACUGAGAAAAAGUUGGAUUAACCGAUGUGCAAAAGAGCAGAUAAGCAAGCGACUUGAUGGUACUCAAUACUUGUUUUUACCCCCAAAUCGCUAUAUUUUCCAUGGUGCUGAGGUAUACUCAGAUUCUGAAGAUGAUGUCAUAUCCUCCAGCUCCUGUGGAAGUAGCAGCGAUAGUGGGUCCUGUCAUAGUCCAAGCUUAGACAUAGAAGAUGAAAGUGAAAUUGAAGAAUUCUAUAAUGGCAUAGAAGAUGAUGAUGUUCCUGACAGAGAAGAGGAGAAUGGCUUUGAGGAAGAUGGAACUGACCUUCAGGAAUCUGUUGAUGAGUCAACUUCUGUAAAUGACACUGUAGGACUUGAGCAUCCAGCAGACAAGCUGUAAAAUAAUUACUGAUUCCAGGAACUUUUCCACCAGCAUUAGAAAUUUUGGCAUGUCAGAACGAAUGUGUACUGAAUUUAGUGCAAGGGAUAAGGAUGUAAUGUUUAUACACAACUAGAAUAGAUUUUCAUGCAUAGUUUUCUAACUUUUCAAAUCAAUUCUAUAAAGGCACACUCAACACUAACUGAUCUUAUGUUUUGAAUUUUGAAGAAGGUACUAAGUAUCUUUUACUGUCACUGCAUUCAGGUUUAUUAAGUUAAUCUGUGUGAUCUGCGUGUAUAUAUACAGUAUUUUUGCUUAACAAAUUUCAGCAUAUUAUUUUUAAACAGUUUGAAAAAGCCAUUGGAAUGUUAAUGUAAUAUAAAGGGAACAGCUAAUCUAGACCAAAGAAGGGUAUCUUCCACUCCUCUCUUGCUUUGUUAUAUUUAAAGCCCGCUUAUAUUUUUCCUAAUUCUCUUACUGCAUAAUCUGUUCAACACUGGUAUUUCCCCAGAAUUUCUAUGGCAGCUAUGUUUGUUUUAACAUUGCUCUUCCUAUUGAGAUGCAUGUGAGCAUACUGAAAAUUAAUUAGUCAUCACAGCAAGCACCUAAU
This is a messenger RNA of Euleptes europaea (tarantolino), 2401 nucleotides long. RefSeq names its product sirtuin 1 (gene SIRT1). The record is from RefSeq and is a predicted model, not a curated record. Gene Ontology annotation, molecular function: NAD+ binding. Bases 142 to 1812 code for a protein of 556 amino acids. NCBI's taxonomy places the organism in Eukaryota, Metazoa, Chordata, Lepidosauria, Squamata, Sphaerodactylidae. The transcript has 8 exons.